GUCUCGUACCUACAGAGAUCGUAAAUAAUUUUUUCCGUUGGCGAGUGUUCGUGGUAAAAUAAUUAUUUUGUAGUUUUACUGUGUUUGUGAACUCAAGGUGAGUUUGUUUCUCAUGUUUUAUAUUUAUUUUGAUUGGAGGGUUUUUCGUCUACAUUUUACAUCUUAAUUGAAAGAUAUAAUCCAUCUAAAUGAAAAAGUAGAAAGCCCUUUAGGCAGUGAUGUCAACUGGGGCGAGUUGGCCAAAAAAAACAAGGUCAAGCUGGCCAUAUGGCGAAUUUGCCCCGAAACGUAAGAUUCAUUUAAUUUAUUAUUUUUCAGGAAAUAGAAGCAUGCGUACCUAUAAAAGGAAAACAGAAAGAGGCAUAACACCGAAGGGAGUCAUGCUGGAAGAGGUGUCUGCAGUUGUAAAGGGAAAACAAUCAGUUAGGAAAACAGCUCUCGAUUUCAACAUUCCUAGAAAAACCCUUUCGAGAUAUGUUAACAAAUUCAUAGAGAACGGUGGCAGUGAAGGCAACGUACCGGAAGAAGAAAUUGAAGUUGGAUAUGCGAAAUAUUGGCAGGUAUUUCCUCGGCAACAAGAAGAGCAUUUGGGUAACUACCUGAAGAAAGCAGCAGACAUAUAUUACGGUUUAUCACCGAGAGAAGUCAGAAAAUUGGCUUUCCAGUACGCAGUUGCUAUAAAUGCCAGAAUGCCAAAAAGUUGGUUGAAAAAAGGGCCGGGGAAGAUUGGUUAA
This is a messenger RNA of Harmonia axyridis, 734 nucleotides long. RefSeq lists its product as uncharacterized. The transcript is spliced from 2 exons. Gene Ontology annotation, molecular function: DNA binding. The record is from RefSeq and is a predicted model, not a curated record. Bases 219 to 734 code for a protein of 171 amino acids. Lineage: Eukaryota; Metazoa; Arthropoda; Insecta; Coleoptera; Coccinellidae.